UGACUAUAUUCACACACAGAGCCAACGGCCGAGCGUGUUACGCAGCUCCUGAGCGCGUAGACGAUGAAUCUGGAUGUGGAAGAGGCACCGGUGAUGAUCCCGCACGAGCGGCCGCUGCGGGUUCUGUCAUCGUUCCUCGCGCGCUCGUUCCGGCGGACACUGCACGCACGCCACGAGGGCCAUCUUGCGAAGGCGAUCGCGAUGAACCAGAAGCUCACUUUCACCGAGCGCAUGUGGCCCGCCCUCCACGACUCGGAAGAGGGCGCGAUCAUCGAGGAAGCCGUCGACGACGGCGGAGACAGCAGCUUAGACGAGAAGUUUGCCCACGAAAAGGGAGUAAUUUGUGUCUGGGACGAGCAGAUCAGGCCGGUGCAUUCAGCGCAGAACAACAGGCCGGUGGAUGGUCGCGUCUACUGCAGCAACGAACGCGAAAGCCUCGACAGCGCGUCACCGCCGCUCUCGAGUGCAACUAGCAGCACACGCCCAUCGCUUUUCAUGACCUCCAUGAAGUCAAGUAGCCUAAGUAUACCGACACUCCUGCCGCCAUGCUCAGACACCGCCCGCGAUAUUCCCUCUCAUUAUCCUCUGCAUCAUCCACGAGCUGGUAUACAGUCACCACUGACGACGACGAGGACCCCCACGUCUACAUCGAGCAAAUUGACAUACUGGCCGAUGACUCCAAGUAUUCUACGCCAGUACUGAAAAAGAUACCUUCUCGGUCUGCAGCUCGUUUUUUCUUUCGGUGCUGAUUAUCUCUCUACCUCUCCAACAUAGAACAAGAUUGACGGUUUUAAUUAGACACUAUUACAGUCACCAAUAAAUGUCGCGUAUACCUACCGCCCACAUUGGUAGGGAGGCGUGCGACAUGCGCACUUACGACC
Messenger RNA from Phanerochaete carnosa HHB-10118-sp, 881 nucleotides. RefSeq lists its product as uncharacterized. The coding region runs from base 64 to 702 and encodes 212 amino acids. Lineage: Eukaryota; Fungi; Basidiomycota; Agaricomycetes; Polyporales; Phanerochaetaceae. The transcript has a single exon. The record is from RefSeq and is a predicted model, not a curated record.